Messenger RNA from Colletes gigas, 1724 nucleotides. It is a transcript of the gene Ost48, whose product is annotated as dolichyl-diphosphooligosaccharide--protein glycosyltransferase 48 kDa subunit. The transcript is spliced from 3 exons. Gene Ontology annotation, cellular component: oligosaccharyltransferase complex; endoplasmic reticulum membrane. NCBI's taxonomy places the organism in Eukaryota, Metazoa, Arthropoda, Insecta, Hymenoptera, Colletidae. The record is from RefSeq and is a predicted model, not a curated record. The coding region runs from base 74 to 1378 and encodes 434 amino acids.
UAUGCCAGCUACAAUAGGCUCGUAGAUCGAACCGGUCUGUCUCGUGGCAAGUGAUUACUACGUAUGGUGCACAAUGAGAUUUACAGAUAAGUUCCUCUAUUUAUUCGCGAUAUUCGGUAUCGCGAAUGCUGCUGGACCUACGCUCGUUUUACUCGACAAUUUAGCGAUAAGAGAAACGCAUUCCAUAUUUUUCAAAACGUUACAGGAUAGCGGUUAUACAUUAACAUUUAAAUUAGCAGAUGAUGCUAAUUUAUCGCUCUCAAAGUACAGAGAGUAUUUAUACAAACAUUUGAUAAUAUUUGCUCCAUCCGUGGAAGAAUUUGGUGGAGCUUUAAGCGUAGAGGCCAUAACUGAUUUUAUCGACGGCGGUGGUAAUGUUUUGGUUGCUGGUUCUUCUCAGUCUGGACAUGCAUUGCAUGAACUAGCAUCCGAGUGUGGUUUUGAAAUCGACGAAGAGGGUUCUGCAGUUAUAGAUCACUUAAACUAUGAUGUUACCGAUAAUGGAUAUCAUACUAAAAUAGUUGCGGAUCCAUCUAACUUAAUAGAUGCCCCUGUCAUUGUUGGAAACAAAAAUGUACAACCCUUACUUUAUCAGGGAACUGGACUAAUUGCAGAUACAGACAAUUCUUUAAUUUUGCGUUUACUGACAGCAUCUAGUUCAGCAUAUUCAUACAAUCCACAAAAUCCUAUAAAGGAUUAUCCUCAUGCAGUUGGCAAGAACACAUUAUUAAUUGCAGCUCUUCAAGCUAGGAACAAUGCGAGAGUAGUGUUCUCUGGUUCACUAUAUUUCUUUAGCGAUGAAGCUUUCAGUAGCCCCAUUCAGAAAGUACAAGGUGGACAGAAACAUGAGAAAUCUGGAAAUGGGAUUGUAGCGACAGCGAUCGCCCGAUGGGUCUUCAAAGAAAAUGGUGUAAUACGUGUCUCUUCCGUUUAUCAUCACAAAGUCGGAGAAUCCGAACCGCCUGCAGCUUAUACGAUAAUGGACGAUGUUGUCUAUUCCAUUGAUGUUCAAAAAUUGUCAGGCGAUAAAUGGGUACCGUACGAAACAAAUGAUUUGCAAUUGGAAUUCGUUCGAAUCGAUCCUUUCGUCCGUAUGACGAUGAAACCAGUAGGGAACGGUCGAUACGAAGCAAGAUUCAAAAUCCCUGAUGUCUAUGGGGUUUAUCAAUUUAAAGUGGAUUACACUCGUAUUGGUUUGACCCAUUUGUAUAGUACAACACAAGUGUCAGUCCGUCCUUUGCAACAUACACAGUAUGAACGUUUUAUACCAAGUGCAUUUCCUUAUUACAUAAGCGCAUUUUCGAUGAUGGGUGGCGUAUUUUUAUUUUCGCUUGUGUUCCUGCAUUAUAAGGAGGACACAAAACCAAAGUCUGAAUAAACUCUUUGUGGUUAUAAAAACUUAUAAAUACUUUACAACCAAUUACAACCAAUUAUAUAAAAUUCAGUAUGUUAUUUUCAUAAUGAACACAUUGAGGAGAGGAAGAAAGUGCUUGAUCAGACAUUAACAAAGUGGUAGGCAUUUAAAACAUAUAGGUGCGUGUGUGGUAAAACGUUUAUAUUUAUUUAAUGAAAUGUUGGAAAUUGAAGGGUACAACUUGUUUGAAUGCAAAAAAGCGUAAGAAUCGCACGAAGCCUAUCUGCACAUGAACUAUCAAAAUUUUUUUUCUGUGUAAUGUUAGAUACCUUUAAAUAAUGUUUUUAUGGUUACUACAAUAAAUGGAGAA